Molecule: messenger RNA, 1152 nt
Organism: Beta vulgaris subsp. vulgaris (sugar beet)
Lineage: Eukaryota; Viridiplantae; Streptophyta; Magnoliopsida; Caryophyllales; Amaranthaceae
Product: 50S ribosomal protein L21, chloroplastic
Exons: 5
Coding region: 106-879 (257 amino acids)
Biological process (GO): translation
Cellular component (GO): ribosome
Molecular function (GO): RNA binding; structural constituent of ribosome
Source: RefSeq, a predicted model, not a curated record
UAAAGAGGAUAGAUAGGAUAACCCCUUCAUCUUCAACAUCAUCAUCAAGAGAGCAACUAAGAAAGAAAGAACAGCUCUUUCUCUCUCUCUCUCUUACCCACAAAAAUGGCGUUUGCAACAAUGGCAUUCUCUUGUUCUUCACUUUCUGCAACAACAACAACACUUAAAACUCAAAACCCACAAAAUUCAAAGUUUCCAAUUUCACCCUCCACUCUCUCUCCUCCUCAAAGACUCUCUCUUUUCCCAGUUUCAGCCUUCAACACUCGCAAAAUCCGCAGACUUAUUGAAAAAUUGCCAGAAGAUUUCGAUGAAUCAGAAAUACCCGCAUCAUUCAAAAGAGCACCCUUCACAAAACCCCAAAUUGAUGAUGUUUGGCCUGAAAAUAUUGAAAUUCCUAAAGAGGGUUCACCAGAAUUUGAAGCUAUUAUUGACGAACUUCUUCCCAAAAGACCCCCAGCUCCUCCUCGUGAAGAGAUUUUUGCUGUUGUUAUGGUUGGUUCUAGGCAGUACAUUGUCAUCCCUGGACGAUGGAUUUACACCCAGAGACUCAAAGGUGCUAAUGUUAAUGAUAAGAUCGUUCUGAACAAGGUAUUGUUAGUUGGAACUAAAACCAGUACCUACAUAGGAACCCCCGUGGUCACAAAUGCCACGGUGCAUGCUGUUGUGGAAGAACAGUUGCUGGAUGACAAAGUAAUCGUCUUCAAAUAUAAGAAGAAGAAGAACUAUAGAAGAAAUAUCGGUCAUAGACAGCCCAUUACUCGAAUUAAGAUAACGGAGAUCACUGGUUAUCAAGAUUACCCAGCUUCUACUCUAGAAGCAGCAGAAGCUACUCUAGCCGCAGCAGCUUCUGCACUAGAGCCAGCAACAGUUUCAAGCUAAAGAGCAAAUCGGCAACAUUAUUUUCUUUUUUACAGUCUUCGCCAGCAGAGUUUUUGAUUUAUAAAGCAGCGUUAUCUUUUUGCCAAAAUUAGGCUGUUUGUAUGAUUUAAUCUGAUAGGAUCCAUGUUGGGAAGAAGUUCCUUUGACCAGAGUUUGCUGUAUAUUUCUCCUAAGUACAAAUUCCAAAGCAAUUAUGUAAAUUUAUGCAUUUCAAAAGAGACAGCUUUAUGGUCAUGAACAAAUCUUAGCUUUAGGGCUACCUUCAUUGCUUGA